Empidonax traillii (willow flycatcher) is the source of this 625-nucleotide messenger RNA. Its product is annotated as complement factor B-like. Gene Ontology annotation, biological process: proteolysis; complement activation. The annotation marks the transcript as partial. The transcript has 3 exons. Lineage: Eukaryota; Metazoa; Chordata; Aves; Passeriformes; Tyrannidae. Gene Ontology annotation, cellular component: extracellular region. Gene Ontology annotation, molecular function: serine-type endopeptidase activity. The record is from RefSeq and is a predicted model, not a curated record.
CGACGCCCGUGCGAGGAGGACGCCCUCCGUGCCCCCCCCUACGUCAACGUGUCGUCGGUGGAGGACGUGGUGACCCCCCGGUUCCUGUGCUCGGGGGGCACCGAGCCCCAGGUGGACCCCAACACCUGCCGCGGCGACUCCGGGGGUCCUGUCAUUGUCACCUGGGGGAAGCGCCACUUCCAGGUGGGCGUGGUCAGCUGGGGCAUGGCCCCCGUGUGCCGGGACAGCAGCUCCUCGUCCCACACCCGCGAUUACCACGUGAACCUGUUCGAGGUGCUGCCCUGGCUGAGGGACAAGCUCAAGGACGAGGACCUGGGGUUCCUGCCCUGAGCCCUGGGGACACGCCAGGACACGCCGGGACACGCCGGGACACGCCACGGCCACCCGACCCCACAGGGGUGGGACGCGGAGGAGGGGGAUCCGAGCGGGCUGUGGGGCCAAUUUCGGGGGUCCCUGUGGGUCUGGAGGGGUCCCCAUCCCACCCCAAUGACAAUAAAGAUGGCCACGUCCCUGCUGACCUUUAUUGCCCCCCACGCAGGCUCCUGGGGGUCCCUCACUGCCCCCCGAAAAGGUCCUCGUUGUACACGACCUGCGAGCGCUUGUCGCGGUGGGAGCCCUUGGCGCU